Glossina fuscipes is the source of this 1593-nucleotide messenger RNA. It is a transcript of the gene tank, whose product is annotated as etoposide-induced protein 2.4 homolog. The transcript has 4 exons. The record is from RefSeq and is a predicted model, not a curated record. Gene Ontology annotation, biological process: macroautophagy. Lineage: Eukaryota; Metazoa; Arthropoda; Insecta; Diptera; Glossinidae. The coding region runs from base 292 to 1578 and encodes 428 amino acids. Gene Ontology annotation, cellular component: endoplasmic reticulum.
UGAUGAAUGUUGAAAAAUUGAAUAGAAAGCAACGAAUAGUUAAUAAAAGUGUUCGAAAUGUACAUUAAUAGAUGAAAGAUUGUCAUUUAGUUUUAUUUUGAUAGACAUGUAAUAUUUUAGUCAUUUUUACAUAUAUUGAAUAUCAAAAAAAUAAUAUAGGGAUAAUAAAAUAGGGUAUAAAUUUGUAUAUUUCAUUUUUCAAAAGAGAAUUGUGUAAUCCUUACGCCAGAAAGAAAUAUUCUAAUAUUCUUCAAAUAUUCUUCUUAAAUUAAAAUUAAAAGUUACCGAACGAUGGAAUUUGCAAAGAACAUUACUUUAGGAUUUUUGCACGGUUUUUGGGAUAGCAUUAAAGGCAUGACAUUUGUUUUUUAUAUCGACGCCGAAAUAGCGGAACAAGAGCGUCAGAAUCGAAUGCGACGCAGUCCAUCACCAGUACCUUCUUCGGCUUCAGCAAUGAUUUUGGAGCAAGAAAGGCAGCGCGAUUUCCAACGUGAAAAUCCUGAUGAACGCAAUUUAAAUAGCCUACGUAAUCGCUUGACUGAACCCCGCGUGGCACCACAAGAAAAGAAAAUUGCCCAAAAAGUCUUCAUGUGUUGUGUGCUUAAUGGCGGCUUCACUUGGAUGAGUAUCAUUUUAUUUGAACACCUACUACUGCCGACGCUUAAGUUUCUUUUAACUUUGUGCUAUGGGAAAGAUUCAGAUGAUUUACAUCUGAUUUGGAGCUGGUUGCAGUCUAUACUUUCCAUAAUAUUUGGCAUGAUGUGGGUGCUACCAAUAUUUCUGCUCAGUAAAUUUGUGAGUUCUCUUUGGUUCGCCGAUAUCGCUAACGAAGCGUACAAAAUACGCAAAGGGAAACCCCAACUGAUCCCGAGUUUAAGCAAACUAAUUGCGGACUUCUUAUUUAGCUUAGUUGUCCAAGCAUUGUUUUUAAUUCAGAGUAUGUUGGUCAGUUUGAUACCAAUAACCUCUGUUGGCAAUAGCUUGUGUUUUGUACAUCUCUGUAUGCUUUACUCUUUGUACUGCUUUGAGUACAAAUGGAUCAACAUGGGUUGGGAGCUACAUAAGCGUUUAAGCUAUAUUGAAAUGAAUUGGCCAUACUUUUUGGGGUUUGGUGCACCUCUCUUUUUUGUCACAAAUAUAACAAAUUCGCUAAUCGCAAGCAGCUGCAUAUUUUCAAUAUUUUUCCCUCUUUUCAUAUUGAGUGGCAACGAGGCACGACCACUCGUGGGAACGACUGAAACUCCAAUUCGGCUAUUUUCGCCGGUUAUAUUCGUUGCAAAUUUAAUGUUUACUGGACGACAAAAUAAAACCAAAAUUGAGAAGGUUACGCAAAGACAACAGCAACCACGCGCUCAAGAGAAACCACUAAGACAGCGUAAACACUCCCCUCAAGAUGCUCAAGCACACACACCAAAGGAACCACCAAAAUAUCGUUACCCUCAACCCCCAGAAAAGAUAAAUCCAUCAUUGCACAGGACAUCCGAUAUACCAAUGCCAAUGCGUUAUCGCACAAGUGCUCGCAAUCUUAUACCUACGCCAGCUCCCACCGCACCUAUAAGUGAUCAACAACGAAGAUAGCUUUUAUAAUAUUCA